Molecule: messenger RNA, 1038 nt
Organism: Hemibagrus wyckioides
Lineage: Eukaryota; Metazoa; Chordata; Actinopteri; Siluriformes; Bagridae
Gene: lg05h12orf43
Product: linkage group 05 C12orf43 homolog
Exons: 6
Coding region: 271-954 (227 amino acids)
Biological process (GO): Wnt signaling pathway; negative regulation of Wnt signaling pathway; Spemann organizer formation
Source: RefSeq, a predicted model, not a curated record
AUAAAAUAUAUCUGGCUACAACUGAAUGCCGCAAAUUUUGAUUCCGCGUUUGCGCGAUGACGUUGUAGUUUAACGCAAUGACGUCAUAACAUCGCGACCCCAGGUUUCAGUAAAGUGAAGGCUAAUCAGAGGUGAAUAUGGACUUAAACUAGGAUCGGAACACGGUUCGUGAAGUUUAUUCGCUUUUGUUAAUCGAUUUUAUUCUCUUUUUGUUCAUUUUCCUCGUGACCGUUGAGAUUUUCCGGGCUUUGAAUGAAUGAAGGAUGAACGAUGAGCGCACGUGACAGCAGCAGCAGUGAGGAUGAACACACAGAUAGGAUUAAAGAGGCAGUGUGGAGUUUCGGACCGGAAAUACACAGGAUACACGAAGAUGGAGGGACAGACACACACAGUAAAAGAGUGAAGGUGUGUGAACACGAGCACGGCGGCAACGAGCUGAAAACCACACCGGAGUUUCGCUCUCACGUCGCCAAGAAGCUGGGAGCCAUGCUGGACAGUGUGAUCUGUGAGGUUUUCAGAGAGAGUCCUGACUGUAAAUCUGCACUGUGUGAAAACACGCAGGAUGAUGAUGAUGAAGAUGAAGAUGAUGGUUUCCGACUUUUCUCCACAUCGCUUCCUGGUAACUGGAGGGAGGAGCCCAAACACACCCUGCCUCCUAAACGUAGACCUGCCCCCAGCUCCAGUGACAGUGACAGUGAGAUGGAGUCAAGGCUGAGGGAGGCAGCAGUGUCUGUAUCGGACCUGUUCUCCUCCUCCUCCACAGAAAGACGACAGCAGAACGAGAGGACGGACGCUGGAGCGAGGGAUGAGGAGAGCACUGAGCCGAAGAAGAAAAGGAAAACAGAGAGAGAGGAGGAGGAAUCAGUAGCACUGGGAGAUGGAGCCUUCAGUCAGGAACAGAGCAGAGGGAACACGCUGAAGAAGAAGAGGAAGAAGAAGAAGGUUAAAGAGUGAGAGAGUGAUGUAAAUUUAUCUGCUCCAUAUCAACAGCAGUUUGUUCUUAUUUCAUGGUUUUUAUAAAUAAAUAAUGUAAAUGUU